AUGGCACCGCCGCUUACAGGAGCGAAGAGACAGGCAGGAGACCGAGCAGAUGGGGAGCCGAGGCAGAAGAGAAAGCGGGUUGACGCGACACCGAACAGCACAUCGGGUGGCGGGGCUAUGAAGAGGCAUGAUAGAGGCACGGAGGGGGAUGCGAGGCCAUCUCAGAACAUCCAGGUGGACUUUUCCAGCAUGCCCACCGAGGCCCUGCACAAAUACCUCGCGCAUUACGAUCUUAUACCCAGGAUAUAUCCGUCGCCGCUGUCGCCCGAGGACCCACCGCCGCCCUCAUCCCUGCUGAACCCACACCGGCAUUCCUCACGCAUGGCGAGCCCGCCGCCACAGACGAAUCGGCGCGAACCGCAGAACAGAAGACGCAGCUCGCGGUUGCUGGAAGACGAGACGCGGCAUCGCACGCCUGUACUGGCGGACCGCGAGGAGAUCCACGACGUGCUUGCAGCGCUCGCAGAACGGCACUUCCGCGAGCAUGUCAUCACGGCAGGGGAGGCAGAGGUGACCACGCUCUCGCUGUUCAUGACCUCGGCAAAGUCGAAGGCUGAUUUCUUCUUGUGA
Messenger RNA from Gloeophyllum trabeum ATCC 11539, 570 nucleotides. RefSeq lists its product as uncharacterized. The transcript is spliced from 3 exons. NCBI's taxonomy places the organism in Eukaryota, Fungi, Basidiomycota, Agaricomycetes, Gloeophyllales, Gloeophyllaceae. The record is from RefSeq and is a predicted model, not a curated record. Bases 1 to 570 code for a protein of 189 amino acids.